This is a messenger RNA of Sphaeroforma arctica JP610, 424 nucleotides long. RefSeq lists its product as hypothetical. The record is from RefSeq and is a predicted model, not a curated record. Lineage: Eukaryota; Ichthyosporea; Ichthyophonida. The transcript is spliced from 3 exons. The annotation marks the transcript as partial.
UGCCGAUUGGGGUGCGUCAGAGGAGUGCAUAUCUGCACUGUUUAAAGCGGCUCCGUAUCAGUUAGACGGACUGGAGAAGUUGUGGCACGCGUCGGAGGCGGAGAAUGAAGAUUUGCCAUACGCAGACGGGCAUGCAUAUGGAGAGGACCAAGUGUCGUAUCGUCGGCAGUUGAUGAAGCCUCAGAAACAACUCGGGCGGAAAGCACUGGUCACUCGGCAACGGAUUCAACGGAUAUUCGAAUACAUCGCAACGGUCCCAGAGUUCUAUGUGCUUCUUAAUUCUCAUAUUCGGAAAAAAUCCCUCGUUGAUGAAGAGUAUGUAUGGUUUCCUCCUCGAGAAAAACAGCAGUCUAUUUGACUUCCAGAACAAAAAAACUUGGUUUUACUCAAAUCUGAAAGACGAGCUGUCGGUUAAUCCGUGGUA